AACACUUGCUAUUCAGACGCCAUUGCUAGACCUUCGUAUCUCUCCACUACACAUUUUCGAAAAAGAGGAUGGGAAGUAGAUUGGGAAGAAGAGUAGUAAACUUUGCGAAUAUUCCAAUAAAACUGUUAAUGCCUUCCUCUUUCUCCAACAUCACUGAGAUCUCCCUCAAAACCAUCCCUUCUGCUUCCAAGAUUGAGAUAAAAAGGGUUUUGGAGUCUCUGUACGGGUUUGAAGUUGAAAAGGUCCAAACCCUCAACAUGGAUGGAAAGAAGAAGAAGAGAGGUGGGCUGUUAAUUGCUAAACCAGACUACAAAAAAGCUUACGUUACUCUUAAGAAUCCAUUGUCUAUAUCGCGGGACCUUUUCCCUAUCCGAGUGAUCGAAGAGGAAAAGAAGAAUAUGAGCAAGAAAUCUAAGUCUAGCAGCAUUGUUGAGGAUGAUGAACCUAAAAAGAUGCAUUGGCUUGACGAGAAGAAAGAUGGAAGGAAUCGGUCACCUAUGAGAUUCAAUCGUGGCCCUGGCCGUGACCGUGUUGGAGAACGUUUGGAUGUUGGCCGCGAACGUCAUGGAGUACGUCGGGAUGUUGGUGCUGCUGCAGCAGCAAAGUUCCCUUGGAGCAGUAUGAGGUCUUAUGCUUCUAGGUAGAUUGUCUUUUUCUUUGGAAUAAUUGAAUUUGUAUGCAUCCAUCAUUGUGUUUUUAGUACAUCUAUGAUGUAUUUAUCUCCGUAUGUUGCUAGUUUAAUUCCAAAAAGUUAUAUGGAGUUUUAUGGU
Lycium ferocissimum is the source of this 770-nucleotide messenger RNA. RefSeq lists its product as uncharacterized. Lineage: Eukaryota; Viridiplantae; Streptophyta; Magnoliopsida; Solanales; Solanaceae. The record is from RefSeq and is a predicted model, not a curated record. The transcript is spliced from 2 exons. The coding region runs from base 69 to 644 and encodes 191 amino acids. Gene Ontology annotation, biological process: mitochondrial translation. Gene Ontology annotation, molecular function: structural constituent of ribosome. Gene Ontology annotation, cellular component: mitochondrial large ribosomal subunit; ribosome.